Messenger RNA from Cryphonectria parasitica EP155, 1818 nucleotides. Its product is annotated as MFS general substrate transporter. The coding region runs from base 1 to 1818 and encodes 605 amino acids. The record is from RefSeq and is a predicted model, not a curated record. Gene Ontology annotation, molecular function: basic amino acid transmembrane transporter activity. The transcript is spliced from 2 exons. Gene Ontology annotation, biological process: transmembrane transport; basic amino acid transport. Lineage: Eukaryota; Fungi; Ascomycota; Sordariomycetes; Diaporthales; Cryphonectriaceae. Gene Ontology annotation, cellular component: fungal-type vacuole membrane.
AUGGCCAAGGAAGAGCAACUAAAUACCAGCAGUCUCCCGAGACCUGGCAGCCAUUUGACGAACAACUAUACACCAAGCGAAGGUUCCACCGUGGCCGUUGCCUCUGAAGACUCACCGCUGCUGGGAUCAAGGUCGACAUCUCCAACUCUCCGCGAUGUCUCACCAGGUGAAUUCCAUCGCUCACGUACUGGUGGUGCGGUUGGGGCUGGGACCGACGAUGACGAUGCAGUUCAGCAUCACGUCACCCCGAUAAGGGCUGUGUGCAUCUGUCUCAGCAUAUGGAUCCUCAUGUUCAUGCAGGCGUGUAACAUGUCUGGGAUGACAAUGGUCCAGGGCAACAUUGCAGAUGACCUCGAGGCUUACGACGGCGCGAUGUGGUUCACUUCCGUCUACCUGAUCGUCAUGGCCUCGACCUCACCCCUGGCGAGUCGGCUGGCGACCAUCUUCUCCCUGCGCCAUAUGAUCUUGGCCACGGCAUGUCUCUUCGCACUUGGCGCCAUCGUCACAUCUCGUGCCGAAUCGUUUGCGAUAUUCCUGCUUGGGAGGACUCUGACUGGCAUGGCUGGAGGCUGCAUCAUGACCCUGUCCCUCAUCCUGGUCCUCCAGCUCACAUCGAGGAGACGUAGGGGCUUAUUUGUUGGCAUGGUCAACGCUGGGUUCACAGUUGGCAUCUCUGCAGGUGCUGUAGUGUUCGGUGCACUGCUGCCAGUACUCGGCUGGCGGGAGUUGUUCCUCGUACAGGCACCCGUUUCUCUGCUGGCUGGCUUUGGCGUCUAUCUCAGCAUUCCUGCGUCGACAUCAGAUGGCCUCUCUAAGGACAAGAGCACCCUGCAGAAGCUCAAGACCAUCGACUACGGCGGGGCUCUUUGCCUGACAGCGACCAUCGUGCUCUUCCUCUACGGCCUGUCUGGCACGAUCCAACCCCUCCCGAUGAUACUGUCUAUCCUGACGCUGGCUUUGUUUGUGUUCAACGAGUACAAGUUGGUGACCGACCCUCUCAUCCCACUGAGCAUCCUUCGGUCCCGGGGAGUGCUGCUCUCCUGCCUGGCCCAGCUGGGCCUCAUGAGCGCACGCUGGACGGUGCUCUACUACGCGCCUAUCUUCGUCCUCGCCGUCCGAGGUCUCCCCCCCACGAUUGCAGGAUCGGUCCUCAUCCCAACCAAUGUCGGUUUUGGUCUCGGCGGCCUUCUUGUCGGCUGGCUGCAUGUGCGGCGCGCCGGUUCUUUCUAUAUACCUUGUCUCGUCUCCAUCUUCCUGUUUGGCCUGGCCAUCUUUGGCCUGUCGCUGCUGAGCAAUGCCGUCUCGCCAGCAUGGGCGUACGUGCUGGUCGUGUUCUGUAACGGUUUCUGCACGGGCGCUGCCCUGAAUUAUACUCUAGCACACAUCCUGCACGUCUCGGCGCCUGGUACCCAUUACAUAUCCACCGGCCUGCUGGCGACAUUCCGUGGCUUUGCCGGCAGCUUUGGAACUUCGAUCGGGGGCGGUGUGUUCACGAGGAAACUGAGAGAACAGCUGACCAUCGGAUACGCAAGGCUCGACGCCACAGACGGUCUCUCGCCGGCCCGCCUGCGAUUCGUGACUCGGCUUGUGGGAAGCCCGAACUUCGUCUUCAGUGGUGCCCUUAGCGACGCAGAGCGGGACAUUGCCAUUCAUGGGUAUGAGGCGGCGCUGAAGGUGAUGUACACAUCUGCAGCCGUCUUGAUCAUCUUUGUCCUUGUGAUCCAAGCCGGCACGGGGUGGACGGAGCUGGCGGACCAGGAAGACGAGGAGGAGAUUCAGGAGGAGUUUGCCGAACACGACGGACGCAUGGAGGCGUAG